UGUCCUUAGUGCGCCAUACACCCUGUUUACCCAUACCGAGAGCUGUGUUGAUAUUUGUUUAUCACGGCCGGCUGCUGGGUGGGAGCGUAAUAUAAUAUCUGGGUCUCCAUUAUCUUUCAUUCAAGAUGCUGAGCAUCAUUGCCAUUUUAACUACCCUUGCCUUGGUAUACCCGUCUGAUGGUUAUAUGAUUACUGUUGACGCGCAUGCUGAGGAAUGCUUCAUGGAGAAAGUAACAUCUGGUACAAAGCUUGGUCUCGCAUUUGAGGUGGUGGAGGGUGGCUUUUUGGACAUUGACAUCAAGCUGAUUGGGCCCGACGGCAAGGUGGUGUACCAGCAGGAGCGGGAGAGCAAUGGCAGGUUCACCUUCCCUGCUCACAUGGACGGUGUGUUCACCUACUGCUUCGGCAACAAGAUGUCCACCAUGACGCCGAAGAUCGUCAUGUUCUCCAUGGACCUCGGGGAGGCGUCUAAGAAAGACGGAGUCGACGGCGAAGCGAGCCACAACAAGCUGGAGGACAUGAUCAAGGACCUGGGGUCGGCGCUGACGGCCGUCAAGCACGAGCAAGACUACAUGGAGGUGCGCGAGAAGAUCCACCGCGCCAUCAACGACAGCACAAACUCGCGCGUCGUGCUCUGGUCCUUUUUCGAGGCGCUCGUGUUGGUGGCCAUGACCAUGGGCCAGGUGUACUACCUCAAGCGGUUCUUCGAGGUGCGGCGAGUCGUGUGAGCCGGCGCGGAGGACCGUCCAAAGCCUCGAUCGGGAACUGUCGCUGUCCGCCGGUACCGCGGCGGCGGCGGCGGCGGCACGGGAGAGACUGAGACAGAGGGUGUCCGGUGGUGCCGACGGAGGGCGGGCUGCUGUGUGGCCGGGGAGCCAUGGUCAGUGGCUGGGGAGGACAGGGGCACCGUCUUUCUGCACGCUGUGCGGUUAUUUAGCGGCGAUGUCAGAAAGUUGAGUUGGUUGCGCGGUCACGGUGGGGGCGAGCUUGUUAGUGAACAAACGCUGGCUAGGUGCGUGCGUUUUGAUCUGAGCGAUCAUUCUACACGGCUGGCUUAGCUGGCCAUUUAUCUAAUUUCAAAUCCAGGCCAUAGACAUUUCUGGACGAUCGUUGUUGGAUUGCAAUUCGUGUGCGCACCAAAGUUCCAAUACAUAUGACCAUUUUUAA
Messenger RNA from Amphibalanus amphitrite, 1167 nucleotides. Its product is annotated as transmembrane emp24 domain-containing protein 2-like. The transcript has 3 exons. Gene Ontology annotation, biological process: endoplasmic reticulum to Golgi vesicle-mediated transport; Golgi organization; intracellular protein transport. The record is from RefSeq and is a predicted model, not a curated record. Gene Ontology annotation, cellular component: endoplasmic reticulum; COPII-coated ER to Golgi transport vesicle; endoplasmic reticulum-Golgi intermediate compartment. Bases 126 to 728 code for a protein of 200 amino acids. NCBI's taxonomy places the organism in Eukaryota, Metazoa, Arthropoda, Thecostraca, Balanomorpha, Balanidae.